Messenger RNA from Doryrhamphus excisus (bluestripe pipefish), 818 nucleotides. RefSeq names its product pancreatic progenitor cell differentiation and proliferation factor b (gene ppdpfb). The record is from RefSeq and is a predicted model, not a curated record. NCBI's taxonomy places the organism in Eukaryota, Metazoa, Chordata, Actinopteri, Syngnathiformes, Syngnathidae. Gene Ontology annotation, biological process: multicellular organism development; cell differentiation.
CUGAAGCGCCGAGCUCACAGCAGCACUGACUAGCGGCCGGCACGUAACCGAGGCUUUCGUUGGCCAAAAUUUAGCUUUCAGAUGGGCCCCGUUGCCUAGCGUUAACCCCCUCAGCCUCGCCGACUGACUCCAAUCACCAGCAGCGCGUCUGGCUCACUAAAAGGUCUCCACCAGGUCCAUCAAGCAGCAGCACCAUGGCAGCCAUUCCAGCAGGCGGUUCUCUAGUGGCCACCACAGACUACUACCGAAGGCGCAUUGGAUCGACAUCCAGCAGCAGUUCGUGUGGCAGUUCAGAGUACAGCGGCGAGGUCAUUCCUCACCAUCCAGGACUUCCCAAGCAGGACUCUGGUCACUGGUGGUCCAGUUUCUUCUUUGGGAAGCAGCCAGGAAUGACCCCUCUGACUGAGGAGGCACAGCAGAGGGUGGGUCUCCCGGGUGUGCAGACAAAUGGCAGCAUCACCUGCGUUGCCAAGGAGAUGGUGAUGCAGCGCCAGGUGAGCGAGGGCAGCGAGGCAGGAAGCCCCGCCUCCUCCUGAUGCUACUGUCACAUUCCCACAGCCACGUCACACCUCGGGAAGCGUCCGCCACCAACGCUAGGUGACGGGAGGACGCCCCGUUUACGUUUUUUUAUUUCGCUCCUCUCUCUUAGUAGUUGUAGGAUCCUUUGUGUGUGUUAUAACUUUUUUUAUUGAAGAAAAAAAUGAUGUAAUGUGUUGUUUUUUUGGCCCUACUUGUUCUGUAUCUGUACACUUAACACUUUUUCACUUUGUCACCCUGAUUGGAAGCUAAAUGCAAUAAAGUAGAUUGUUGCAUCUGAA